Spinacia oleracea (spinach) is the source of this 1661-nucleotide messenger RNA. RefSeq lists its product as uncharacterized. Gene Ontology annotation, molecular function: protein binding. The record is from RefSeq and is a predicted model, not a curated record. The transcript has 12 exons. Bases 208 to 1467 code for a protein of 419 amino acids. Gene Ontology annotation, cellular component: nucleolus; preribosome, large subunit precursor. Lineage: Eukaryota; Viridiplantae; Streptophyta; Magnoliopsida; Caryophyllales; Amaranthaceae. Gene Ontology annotation, biological process: ribosomal large subunit biogenesis.
CAACUGGUUGAGUAGUCAACCUGGACAACCUAUGUAAAUCUCAAUCGGUCAGUCCAACCCGCCAAAAAAAGUCUUAAACCCUUCCAUUUGGGCCUCCCAGUAUCCGCAUUUCUAAUAAAACCGCCGACGGUGGUGCCGUAAACCUGCUCAGCGCCGCCACCUCCUCCUCAACCUCCAGCUCUUCCGUCCACCCAACCACCUACAGAGAUGCCGCGAACAACCACAAUCGACUGCCCAGGCUGCCCCCCACUAAGAGCCCUAACUUUCGACGUACUCGGCCUUGUUAAAGUAAUUGAAGCUCGGAGUAAGCAAGACGGUGUUGCGAAAGUUGUAGAGAGGUGGGGUGACCCUGAUUCCUCCAAAGGUGUCCUUGCCGCUUCUAUCAAUGACCGGAAAUCUAACCCUUUACUAGCGGUUGCCAGGAAAAAUGGCGCAAUUGAAGUCCUAAGUCCGGUCACUGGAGAGUUGUGCUUCUCAAUUUCGGAUGAUGGUGGUGAUGCUUCUCCAGUAGAUGACCCAAUUGCUGGAUUGCAUUUAUUUAAAAAGCAAACGGUGGAGUCACCUUCGAGGUCCUGCACCGUGCUUACCUGUACAACUAAAGGGAAAGCAAGCUUGAGGAGGGUUGAAGAUUUCGAUUCACACACUGGUUCUGUUUCUUGUGCAACUCCAGAAACAUGGAGUGUGUGUGGUUCUGGUGCGAUUUGCUGCUCUAAAGUACAUGCUGACGAAGGCUACUCUAUGUUUGGAGGGAAAGGCGUUGAAGUUAACAUGUGGGAUCUGGAGAAGACUAGUAAGAUUUGGAGUGCAAAAUCUCCCCCAGCCAAUAACCUUGGAAUUUUCACUCCAACUUGGUUUACAUCAUUGACCUUCCUUAGCAAGGAUGAUCAUCGCAAGUUUGUGGCUGGUACCAGCAACCAUCAGGUUCGCCUCUACGAUACAUCAGCUCAGAGAAGGCCUGUGAUAUCCAUUGAUUUCAGGGAGACACCUAUUAAAUCAGUUGCAGAAGAUUUAGAUGGACAUACUAUAUACGCAGGGAAUGGUUCUGGUGAUCUGGCUUCUUUUGACAUUCGUACAGGGAAGUUACUGGGGUGCUUUUUGGGAAAAUGUUCUGGUAGUAUCCGAUCCAUAACCAGGCAUCCAGAGCACUCCGUUAUAGCAUCAUGUGGGUUGGACAGUUAUGUGCGCUUUUGGGAUAUAAAUUCCAGGCAGCUUCUUUCUGCGGUGUUUUUGAAGCAACAUUUGACCAAUGUGGUAUUUGAUUCAAACUUCUCUGAUGAAGAAACACCAAUAAUUACUACAGAUCCACCUAAAAAUGAGAUUCAAGUAAAUGAGGAGCAACAUCAAAACGAUGAAGAUGCACUGCCAGUGAAGAGGAAGAAAAAGGCUUCGAAAGAAAAGAGUGAGGUGAAGAAGAAAAAAUCCAAGAAAGAGAAGAAAGUAAAGGGUGAGGUUCAUGUUGAUGAGUAAUGUCAUGGAAAGAAAUGUAUACACAGGUUUUGAUAUAGUGUCUCGUUGCUUACUUUCUGCACAAUUUUUGCUAGAUUACAAUUAGAUUUAAGUUUGGGUUUUUUUCGACUCUGUGUAAAAUGAUACCAUCCAUUUGUGAGCACUUUCAUGGAUCACUCUUUUACUCCAAUUUCGGCAACUUUUAUAUUUGUGUC